Molecule: messenger RNA, 726 nt
Organism: Musa acuminata AAA Group (dessert banana)
Lineage: Eukaryota; Viridiplantae; Streptophyta; Magnoliopsida; Zingiberales; Musaceae
Product: preprotein translocase subunit SECE1
Exons: 1
Coding region: 62-607 (181 amino acids)
Cellular component (GO): chloroplast thylakoid membrane
Source: RefSeq, a predicted model, not a curated record
CCGAGCCACCCCUAUCUUCCUCCGAACCGACCGAUCUCUUCUCAAGAGUAGCGAGAGCAACAUGGCGGUUGCCCCCUUCUCCCGUCUCCUUCUCAAGCCCCCGCCGCCUCCGCGCGCCGUCCCGUUCCGGGCGGCUCUCCCCGUUCACCUCCACCCCGUCCCAGCCCAGUACUCGCCGCUGCGGGUCUCCUCGCCCCUCCGUCUCCCGGGCACCCGCCGCCCUCGCCGCUUCUCCGCCCAGGAGAACGGCGGCGCUUCCGAGACCCUGGAGGAGUCGGAGGCCGACGAGGGAAGAAAGAAGGAGCAGGAGGAGGAAGUAGAGAAGAGGGACACCGCAGCUUCCACCGCCGCGGCAUCGGUGGCUGAGGAGCUCAAGGAGAUGAUGGAGGCUAGGAAGAAGGAGUCGUCGUCGUCGGAUCUGUGGGGAGGGGUGGCGGACGAGGUGAGGGAGAUCGAGUGGCCACCGUUCGGCAAGGUGCUGGGCACCACCGGCGUCGUCAUCGCCGUCAUCGCCGGCUCCAGCGUCGCCCUCCUCACCGUCAACGCAAUCCUCGCCGAGAUCUCCGACAAGGUCUUCGCGGGCAAGGGCAUCCAAGACUUCUUCUGAGAACGCCCAAAACAAAACAGAAAAGAACAAAAUUAACUAAACCUCUUCAUCAUAUAUAUUUGAAAUUUUUUGUACCUUUUAUGUCAAUUUCUUAAUGCAAGCUCCAUUAUUCCCUGGAA